AUGACUAAGAUCACCACCCUAUUGUUCGACUGCGACAACACCCUUGUCCUUUCAGAGGAACUCGCAUUCGAAGCAUGUGCAGACAUCGCCAACGAGAUCCUGGAAAAGCAAGGCCUCUCCGCCCGCUACACUGGCUCCCAGCUCAUCGUCGACUUUGUGGGCCAGAACUUCCGCGGAAUGAUGGGUGCACUGCAGUCAAAAUACAACUUCAAACUUCCUCAAGAUGAGCUCGAAGGCUACGUCAAGGAAGAAGAAAACCGCGUCAUCGCCAAGCUGGAGGCUAAAGCACGAGCCUGCGAAGGCGCCACGGAAGAAUUGGCCAAGCUGGCUGCUUCGAAGAAAUACGAAUUGGCGGUUGUUUCGUCUUCCGCUCUUCGUCGUGUGAGGGCUUCGAUCAAGAAAGUUGACCAGGAGCGCUUCUUCAACCAUGACCACGUUUUCAGCGCUGCUACCUCUCUUCCUACCCCAACUACCAAACCUGACCCUGCCAUCUAUCUACACGCUCUUAAAGUGCUUCACAAGGCUCCUGGCGAGUGCAUUGCUGUGGAGGACAGCAAAAGUGGUACUUUGAGUGCCAUCCGCUCUGAAAUCCCCGUCAUCGCGUACGUGGGCUGCUACGAGGGAAAACAGAAGCAGGAGGAGAUGGGAAAGACUCUGGUCGACCUCGGUGCCAAAGUUGUUAUGAAACAUUGGUCUGAAUUUGAAAAGUGUGUUGCUGAGAUCGAGGCGUAUUGA
Molecule: messenger RNA, 735 nt
Organism: Paracoccidioides lutzii Pb01
Product: HAD-superfamily hydrolase
Exons: 2
Coding region: 1-735 (244 amino acids)
Source: RefSeq, a predicted model, not a curated record